AUAUCAUAUGAAGCAGACCUGCCAACUCUCACAAUUCUGCCGUGAGUCUCACGAUUUUUCAACUUUUCUCACGGCCUCAUGAAAAGACUCCCAAUCUCAUGGUUUUUGGGAAAUAUCAUUCUAAAAUAAAGUAUUACCUUCAUUGUUGAAUAAAAAUGGAAAUUUUGUGAGAAAUUCUUACUCCUGGAUAAGCUUUGACAAUUUUAGCCAUGAAGUUGUCUCAGCCCAAAAUAAAUGACUCUGCUGUAUGUUUCGUCCCAGUGAUGACCUAUUUUCUGGCCUCUUAAUUAAGUCAUCAAAGAAAAACUGGCAUCUAAUUUGUUACAAGAGAGGCCCGCACUAAAAGCAAGGUUAUAUUAAAAUAAACAGUUAUCCCCCUAAUGGAAAAGGGAUCGUUUAAUUUUAACCGGGAAAAAAAUAGAAUCUCACUACUUUUUGUAUAAUCUCCCGAUUUAUUUCAUGAGUCUCCAGAUUUUCCUUUAUCAGGGGUUGGCAGAUCUGUAUGAGGAGUUAAAUACCAUUCAAAUAAAAGGCGGAAACACUUAAAAUACUCUCAGAGAUAUGAUGAUAUACACUUGCUUUAAAAUCUUUAUUUGUGUGGAGCAAUUAAUUAAACCUAGAUUGUACCCCAAAUUUUAAGAGAUCAAAUAGGUAAAACAAGGUUAAUUUUAUACAAACAAAAAUGAAAUGAGAAAAUACUGUGACUCAUAAUUUACAGAAGUCCCCUGUUGAUACCAGCUAACUCCCAAUCUCAUGGUUUUCUGGAAAAGCAAAAGGCAUCUUAAAGUAACAAAAGGCACGUAGGGCUCAGCCAAACGGUACCAUAAUGGCGUCGAAAGGUAUGGACACAGGCCUUUUCUCCUAAACCCGCCCCAUUCCCCGAUGGCAAUUUUUAUUUGGGUUUACGUUACCUCUCCUCCCAUGACAUGUUUCCUUGAUUGCCUUCUUAGCUCCUGAUGAGACAAGGCUUUCAAUAUUUUGUUGAGAUAGGAUGCUUUUUGUUUUAAAGGAUGAGCUCAUCAUAUUUUGUUAUCGUAGAGACCGGGGUAAGAUAAGUUAACAAUAAUAGACAGAUUAUUAUAGAUGGGUUACUCAUUUUUACAGCUAUCCCCGGAAGAAGAAAUAGAAGUUAGGAGUUACCUGACAGCCAUUGAGAUUGGGGAGAGGAGAAAGGAGAUUGAAAGAGAAGAGAAAGAGUUGAAAGGAAAAGAAGAAAGGUUAAAACAAAAA
Porites evermanni is the source of this 1230-nucleotide messenger RNA. Lineage: Eukaryota; Metazoa; Cnidaria; Anthozoa; Scleractinia; Poritidae. The record is from the annotation of a GenBank genome assembly.